AUGCCGUUUUUGGUCCACGCACAUGACCACCACGACAAUGGUGGUGCAAACGCAGACGGCGAACUCGACGCACUCAUUAUUGUACAUAUCGCCCUGCAAUUCGUUGUUUGGUGUAUAAUGUUCCCCAUUGGACUCAUCUUUGGCUUCACCAGAGCGAGAUGGCAUGUCCCAUUACAGGCAACAGGAUUCGUAUUGACAAUCGGAGGCUAUAUACUUGGACACACGCAUGGAGGUCGCACAUUUCCGGCAUCUCUUCACGGGAAACUCGCCUCCUAUAUCGAAAUUGCCAUCGCCUCACAGAUUCUCCUUGGCACGUAUCUCAAACUCCACAUUCACGAGGGUACAGCUUUCCGCAAAUGGAUGGUUCUUGCUCAUCGUAUCGUUGGGCUGAGCUACCCCGCAUUUGGGUGGACUCAGGCUUUGUUUGGCGUGCUCGUACUUGGCGGCGUAUGUCCAUUAGAUGAUAAGGCGACGCGUGCAACAGUCCUUACAUGUGCGGAACCGUUUAUCACUGGCUCAGCCCUGAUACAAUACGGAUUCUACGCGUUUCUUCUGUCGCUCGCGGUACCACGCUGGAGAGAUCAGAGUCCAGAGACGUGGGAUAGUCUUAUUUUGUGCAUUUCAGGCAUCAUGUGUGGCGUCUUCAACUUUUGGCGCCUUGGGGCGAUAUGGAUCGGAUUCAUAUGGUGUAUAGGUGGAAUCAUCUCCUUCGUACUUUCGCGCAAUGGUAGACGGACCACAGUUCCUGCAAUUGUGGUGAUUAUCACAGGACUCGUGCAAAUGCUUCAGCCAAAGGAAAAAGGGGCAUUUAUCAUCUUCUUUUCAUUCGGGGCGAUUCUUACGGUAGCGGGUCUUGUGCGCAUGCUGGAGGUAUAUGCCAUCGGCAUCAUUGAUAAAGGUAUUAUUUCAGCUAUCUUUAUCUCAUCGGGAAUCGUAUAUAUUAGCUCGAGCAAUGACUUGCGUGUGGCGUGGGGUAUUGUGGAGCUAUAUCCACUCUUCUAUUUCAUCUUUAUCGGCGGGGUUACAAUGGGUCUUGGCACAUGUCUUGCCUUCCUCGGUCAUUUAUACCGUACUACUGGUCGAAACGCGCACAAGGCUGGCUAUGCACCCACUCCUUAUCAUCCUCUCGACCGCCAUGAUCAUCAACGUCAAGAAGGGCGUUCAGAACCGAUUGAUGAAAGUGUCAAGUUUGUCGUCGCAGAGUCUGAUGACGAAGAUGAGGCGAUCCUCGGUCAAGGCCAUGCAAGAGCAGUGGAUGCAUAUCAGCUUGGAGUUGCACUGAGGGAUAUUGAUGACGAUGAUGACGAUGAAAUAAGGAAAUAG
This is a messenger RNA of Serendipita indica DSM 11827, 1323 nucleotides long. NCBI's taxonomy places the organism in Eukaryota, Fungi, Basidiomycota, Agaricomycetes, Sebacinales, Serendipitaceae. The record is from the annotation of a GenBank genome assembly.